Messenger RNA from Diutina rugosa, 1770 nucleotides. It is a transcript of the gene GAP2, whose product is annotated as amino acid permease. The record is from RefSeq and is a predicted model, not a curated record. Lineage: Eukaryota; Fungi; Ascomycota; Pichiomycetes; Serinales; Debaryomycetaceae. The coding region runs from base 1 to 1770 and encodes 589 amino acids. Gene Ontology annotation, biological process: amino acid transmembrane transport. Gene Ontology annotation, cellular component: membrane. The transcript has a single exon. Gene Ontology annotation, molecular function: amino acid transmembrane transporter activity.
AUGAAAGACAAAGAGAAUGUUGUCACAGAGGUGGCACGACUUGACUUAGAGAAGCUGGAUGCAGCUCUGCUCCGCUCGAGUAGUGUUCCUAGCGACACCCCGGAAAAACCCCAUAUGUCAAGAUGGGAGCAUUUCAAGGAUGGCUUCAGAAGAUUUGAUGAAGAAGAUGCUGGCAUUGAUCCUAAUCUCCCUGAACAUGAAAGAAUUGCGCAAAUGACAGCCAAAUCCCCGCUCAAUCGGCUGCUCAAAAAUCGUCACCUUCAAAUGAUUGCCAUUGGCGGGUCAAUUGGGACAGGUUUGUUUGUUGGUCUGGGGAAAUCACUUCAUAACGGUGGACCUGCAGGCUUAGUUCUUGCUUAUAUCCUUGUGGGGAUCAUGAUUUAUUGUACCGUACAAUCCUUAGGUGAACUUUGCGUUACCUUCCCUGUUUCGGGUGCAUUCACCACAUACAACUCACGUUUUAUUGACCCUUCAUGGGGUUUUGCGAUGGCAUGGAACUAUGCACUUCAAUGGUUAAUUGUGAUGCCAUUAGAGUUGGUUGCAGCGAGUAUGACAAUCAGGUAUUGGGAUACCGAAACUAAUCCAGCCGCAUACGUCACGAUCAUGUGGGUUCUCAUCGCUGCAAUCAACUUUUUUGGGGUCAAAGGGUACGGUGAAGCCGAGUUCAUCUUCUCCGCAAUUAAAGUUAUCGCUGUCAUUGGGUUUUUCAUUCUUUCCCUUGUCCUCAUUGGUGGUGGUGGUCCCACAGGUGAGAAAUUGGGCUCGCGCUAUUGGCAUAACCCUGGUGCCUGGGCAAACGGAUUCAAGGGUUUAUUGUCGGUAUUUGUAGUUGCAGCCUUUGCAUUUACUGGUACCGAGUUAGUGGGUUUGGCGGCGGCUGAAUCGGCUAACCCUAGAGCAACAAUGCCGCGGGCAAUUAAACAAGUGUUCUGGAGAAUCACGUUGUUUUAUGUUAUUUCGCUCGUGAUGGUUUCUUGUCUUGUCCCUUACAAUGAUCCCCGAUUAUUAGGUUCAUCAUCGGUCGACGCCUCAGCAUCGCCAUUCGUUUUAGCCAUUGUCAACGCCCACAUCUCAGGUUUGGACCUGGUCAUGAACGUCGUCAUCAUGAUAUCGGUACUUUCAGUGGGAAAUUCAGCGGUAUUCGGGUCUUCUCGCACUCUUUGUGCUCUUGCUGCUGCGGGGCAAGCCCCCAAGAUCUUGAGUUACAUCGAUAAAAGAGGUCGUCCUCUUGUGGCAGUCAUUGUUCAAUUGAUUUUUGGGUUCCUCUGCUACCUUGCAGCCUACCCUGAUCAAGGCACUGUGUUCACGUGGAUGCUUGCUCUUUCGGGAUUAUCGUCGAUUUUCACUUGGGGUUCGAUCAACUUAGCUCAUAUCCGCUUCAGAUUAGCAUUAAGGUCUCAAAAUAGAGGAACCGAUGAGUUGACUUGGACCUCACAACCAGGAAUAAUUGGAUCAAUCAUUGGUUGCACAAUGAACGUGCUUAUUCUUGUGGCUCAAUUGUAUGUUGCCGUAAGACCCCUUGGUGGUGACCCUCCUUCAGCUGAGGCAUUCUUUCAAUCAUGCUUGUCGAUCCCCGUCAUUCUCGCCUUUUAUAUCGUCCAUAAGGUCUGGAAGAGAAACUGGAGAUUCUGGAUUCCCUUGAAAGAGAUUGAUAUUGAUACCGGGCGUCGCGAGACUGACUUGGAAUUAGUCAAGCAAGAAAUCGCGGAGGAAAAAGCUGCCAUCAAGGCCAUGCCCUGGUGGAAACGUAUUUAUAAGUGGUGGUGUUGA